Molecule: messenger RNA, 1497 nt
Organism: Caenorhabditis elegans
Lineage: Eukaryota; Metazoa; Nematoda; Chromadorea; Rhabditida; Rhabditidae
Gene: npr-1
Product: Neuropeptide receptor npr-1
Exons: 9
Coding region: 12-1385 (457 amino acids)
Biological process (GO): G protein-coupled receptor signaling pathway
Cellular component (GO): membrane
Molecular function (GO): neuropeptide Y receptor activity; G protein-coupled receptor activity
Source: RefSeq, marked reviewed
ACAUAGGCCAAAUGGAAGUUGAAAAUUUUACCGACUGUCAAGUAUAUUGGAAAGUGUAUCCAGAUCCUUCUCAAAGUAUAUAUGCGAUAGUGCCAUUUCUGACCGUGUACCUUUUUCUCUUUUUUCUUGGACUCUUUGGAAAUGUGACCUUGAUUUACGUAACUUGCAGCCAUAAAGCUUUACUGAGCGUUCAAAACAUAUUCAUUCUGAACCUGGCGGCGAGCGAUUGCAUGAUGUGCAUAUUAUCGCUUCCAAUCACUCCAAUCACAAAUGUGUACAAAAACUGGUACUUUGGAAAUCUACUCUGCCAUUUGAUACCAUGCAUUCAAGGUAUCAGCAUUUUCGUAUGCACAUUCAGUCUCGGUGCGAUUGCUUUGGAUCGGUAUAUCCUUGUAGUAAGACCACAUUCUACACCACUAUCCCAAAGAGGAGCAUUUCUUACUACUGUUCUAUUGUGGAUCCUCUCUUUUGUUGUAACUCUACCCUAUGCGUUCAAUAUGCAAAUGAUUGAAUACACAGAAGAGAGAAUAUGCGGCUACUUUUGCACUGAAAAGUGGGAAUCUGCCAAGUCUAGAAGAGCCUACACAAUGAUCGUGAUGCUCGCCCAAUUCGUGGUCCCAUUCGCUGUCAUGGCCUUCUGCUAUGCAAAUAUUGUUUCGGUGCUCAGCAAGCGUGCUCAGACAAAGAUACGCAAAAUGGUGGAGAGAACAAGCGCGUUGGAGAGCUCUUGCGCAUUCCCGUCGCAUGGUCUUGAACAGUAUGAAAAUGAGUUGAACGAAUUUCUAGACAAACAGGAAAAGGAGAAACAACGAGUUGUACUUCAGAACAGAAGAACAACGUCAAUCCUAGUUACCAUGGUUGUCUGGUUUGGGAUAACUUGGCUGCCACAUAACGUCAUUUCUUUGAUUAUUGAAUAUGAUGACACACAAUCGUUUUUCCGACUUUAUGGCAGAGAUGAUUACGAUAUCAGUUAUUUACUGAACCUUUUCACUCACAGUAUUGCCAUGUCGAACAAUGUUUUAAACCCGGUACUCUAUGCGUGGCUGAACCCAAGUUUCCGUCAACUGGUCAUAAAGACAUAUUUUGGAGACCGGCGUAAAAGUGACAGAAUAAUCAAUCAAACAUCAGUUUACAAAACAAAGAUCGUGCAUGAUACGAAGCACUUGAAUGGAAGAGCCAAAAUUGGCGGUGGUGGUAGCCACGAGGCGUUGAAGGAGAGGGAGCUGAACUCGUGUUCGGAAAAUUUAAGCUAUCAUGUGAACGGUCAUACGAGGACUCCUACACCGGAAGUUCAGUUGAAUGAAGUUUCAAGUCCUGAAAUAAGUAAACUUGUUGCUGAGCCGGAAGAAUUGAUCGAGUUCAGCGUCAACGACACGCUAGUCUGAUUGUUUUCUGACAUAUCCUUUUUUCGUUGAUUUCGCAACUAUCAUCACUUUCAUCCUUGCUGAAAUAGUUUUUAUGAUCUUUUUUUUGAAUAAAUAAUACAUAGGAUGCAUA